Molecule: messenger RNA, 1758 nt
Organism: Lutzomyia longipalpis
Lineage: Eukaryota; Metazoa; Arthropoda; Insecta; Diptera; Psychodidae
Gene: Prp31
Product: U4/U6 small nuclear ribonucleoprotein Prp31
Exons: 3
Coding region: 109-1611 (500 amino acids)
Biological process (GO): spliceosomal tri-snRNP complex assembly; mRNA splicing, via spliceosome
Cellular component (GO): U4 snRNP; precatalytic spliceosome; U4/U6 x U5 tri-snRNP complex
Source: RefSeq, a predicted model, not a curated record
UCUCAUAACCUCAAAGUAAAACGUAAACAAUUCGGUGUUUUUGUUUAUGAUUUUGUGGUGUGUUUUUCGCGUGAAAAUCAGUGAGAAAAUUGGGAAAAUUCAUUGAAAAUGUCUCUGGCGGAUGAACUACUUGCUGAUCUCGAGGAGAAUGACGAUAACCAGCCUGAAGUGGCCAUGGAGGAGGCAGAACCAGCUGAUAUGGAUGAUGAUCAAGAAGCCACCCUCGAGGGGGUUGAAGAGAUGGAAAUUGACGUGAAAGUGGCUUCUGUGCGGGAAGUUUGUAAGCUGAGGGAUUCCCCGAAAUUGGCAGACAUUCUCCGACGCAUUGAGAUCUAUGCCAAUGCAAUGGUACCCCGGAAAUCCGCCGAUAUGGUUGGGAGUGUUGAAUCAGAUCCGGAAUAUCAGCUGAUUGUCGAAGCGAAUGGAAUUGCUGUUGAGAUUGACAAUGAAAUAGUAAACAUUCAUCGAUUUACAAAGGAUAAGUACCAGAAGCGCUUUCCGGAACUCGAUAGUCUCGUUAUGGGGGAGCUCGACUACAUUCGCACUGUGAAGGAAUUGGGCAAUGAUCUGGAUAGGGUGAAGAACAAUGAGAUCCUCCAGCAAGUUCUCACACAGGCAACAAUAAUGAUUGUCUCCGUGACGGCAUCCACGACGCAAGGAACACACCUCAAUGAGGAAGAAUUGAGACGUAUUCAGGAGGCGUGUGACAUGGCAAUUGAUCUGCAUGCGUACAAAAUGAAAAUCUACGAAUACGUCGAGAGCAGGAUGACCUUCAUCGCGCCGAAUUUGUCCGUAAUUGUGGGUGCAUCGACAGCUGCAAAGAUUCUCGGUCUGGCCGGGGGGCUGAUAAAGCUCUCAAAGAUGCCAGCGUGCAAUGUCCUCAUUCUCGGCUCGAAAAAACGCAUCCUCUCGGGCUUCUCGAAAGUAGCCAUGCUCCCACACACGGGCUUCAUCUACUACUCAGACAUUGUCCAGGAAACUCCACCGGAUCUCCGGCGGAAGGCAGCACGUCUAGUGGCCAGCAAGUGCACCCUCGCUGCCCGCGUGGAUGCCUGCCAUGAGAGCACCAAUGGGCAAAUUGGGCAGCAAUUCCGCGAGGAUAUUGAGAAGAAGUUGGACAAGCUGCAGGAACCACCUCCGGUGAAGUUCAUUAAACCCCUACCGAAGCCCAUUGAGAGUAGCAAGAAGAAACGCGGCGGGAAGCGCGUACGGAAGAUGAAGGAAAGGUACGCUAUUACGGAAUUCCGCAAGCAGGCAAAUCGAAUGAAUUUCGGAGACAUCGAAGAGGAUGCCUAUCAGGAAGAUCUGGGGUAUUCCCGUGGUGUUCUCGGGAAGUCCGGCACUGGGCGCAUUCGUCUCCCGCAGGUGGAUGAGAAGACAAAGGUGCGAAUUAGUAAGACGCUGCAGAAGAACCUUCAGCGGCAGCAGGUUUGGGGUGGAAGUACAACGGUUAAGAAGCAAGUUUCCGGAACGGCAUCAAGUGUUGCCUUCACACCCCUUCAGGGGUUGGAAAUUGUCAAUCCGGGUGCUGCGGAGAAAUCCAUUGAUUCCACAGCAAAGUACUUCUCAAAUACAAGUGGAUUCAUCUCGGUGGGAAAGACAACAACGUAGGGGGGCCGUGACAAAAUGAAAAUAACAAAUAAAGGAAAACGAAAAUGUGGAAAAUGUGUGUAGAAAAAAUAAAAAAAAUAAAUAAAUAAAAUGCAAAUUCUUUGAAAUUAUUGUACAUUUAAUAAAUGAAAAAUAUUUAAACUCAAA